CGGGGAGGGAAACGGCCGCGGCCGCCCCGCGCGGCGCCGCCAGGACCCCGUCCGCCGCUCGCGUCACUUCCGUCGCGCGGCGAUGGCGGAGCGGGCGCGGGGCUGAGCGGCGGCAUGGAGGGGACGCGGCCGGGCGCCUGCACCACGCAGGUCAGCUUCGUGUGCCAGCGCUGCAGCCAGCCGCUGAAGCUCGACACCUCCUUCAAGAUCCUCGACCGCCUCACCAUCCAGGAGCUCACCGCCCCGCUGCUGACCACAGCCCCUGCCCGGCCCGGGGACGCGCAUGAAGAGGACGGCGUCCUGACGGAGGAGGCCUUCGCGGAGAACCGGCAGGAUGGCGUGUCUCGGAGGUUCAUCCCGCCAGCCAGAAUGAUGUCCACAGAAAGUGCCAACAGCUUCACGCUGAUCGGAGAGGCGUCGGACGGCGGCACCAUGGAGAACCUCAGCCGCAGACUGAAGGUCACUGGCGACCUCUUUGACAUCAUGUCCGGGCAGACAGACGUGGAUCACCCCCUGUGUGAGGAGUGCACAGACACUCUGCUGGACCAGCUGGACACGCAGCUCAACAUCACAGAGAAUGAGUGCCAGAACUACAAGAGGUGUCUGGAGAUACUGGAGCAAAUGAACGAGGAUGAUAAGGAGAAACUGCAGAUGGAGCUGAAGGAACUCGCGCUGGAGGAAGAGCAGCUGAUCCAGGAGCUGGAGGACGUGGAGAAGAACCGCAGGGUCGUGGCUGAGGAUUUUGAGCGAGUCAGGGCAGAGGCAGAGCGACUGGAGCAGGAAGAGGCUCAGUAUCAGAAGGAGUACUGUGAAUUCAAGAGGCAGCAGCUGGAGCUGGAUGAUGAGCUGAAGAGUGUGGACAACCAGAUGCGCUACGCCCAGAUGCAGCUGGACAAGCUGAAGAAAACCAACGUGUUCAAUGCCACCUUCCAUAUCUGGCACAGCGGCCAGUUUGGCACCAUCAACAACUUCAGGCUGGGCAGGUUGCCCAGCGUGCCCGUGGAGUGGAACGAGAUCAACGCUGCCUGGGGGCAGACGGUGCUGCUGCUGCACGCCCUGGCUAACAAGAUGGGCCUCAAGUUCCAGAGGUACCGCCUGGUUCCCUAUGGCAACCACUCCUACCUGGAGUCCCUCACGGACAAGUCGAAGGAGCUCCCCCUGUACUGCUCUGGAGGCCUCAGGUUCUUCUGGGACAACAAGUUUGACCAUGCAAUGGUGGCUUUCCUGGACUGCGUGCAGCAGUUUAAAGAAGAAGUGGAGAAAGGUGAAACUCGGUUUUGUUUGCCUUACAGGAUGGACGUGGAGAAAGGCAAGAUCGAAGACACAGGGGGCAGCGGGGGCUCCUACUCCAUCAAAACUCAGUUUAACUCUGAGGAGCAAUGGACAAAGGCACUCAAGUUCAUGUUAACCAACCUCAAGUGGGGCCUUGCUUGGGUCUCAUCCCAAUUCUACAACAAGUAGCCACAUCCAGCAGGAGCCAGGCAGCAGAGGAGCAGCUGCACCUCGCUGGGGCAGCUGGAGCUGUCUCCUGCUCCCAAGCAGUACAAGAUGUUUACAAGACCAAAAACCCACCAGACACUUUAUUUAAAAUGCCCUUAGGAUGAGUAGUAGGUAGCAAAGCAAUAUGUAAAGUUGUGUCACUGAGCUGAACAGAAUAAAAGUUCAU
This is a messenger RNA of Dryobates pubescens (Downy woodpecker), 1666 nucleotides long. RefSeq names its product beclin 1 (gene BECN1). The record is from RefSeq and is a predicted model, not a curated record. Gene Ontology annotation, cellular component: phosphatidylinositol 3-kinase complex, class III, type I; phagophore assembly site; phosphatidylinositol 3-kinase complex, class III, type II. The transcript is spliced from 11 exons. Gene Ontology annotation, biological process: cellular response to nitrogen starvation; late endosome to vacuole transport; autophagy. Bases 115 to 1461 code for a protein of 448 amino acids. Lineage: Eukaryota; Metazoa; Chordata; Aves; Piciformes; Picidae.